AUUAAAAAGGUUGCAGCUAAACUAGAUGUUUCCCCAGUGAGUGACAUAAUUGGGAUCAACUCAGCAAAUACAUUUGUACGGACAAUUUACGCUGGGAACGCUAUCCAGACUAUUCUGUCGAAGGAGAAGAUCCAGGUUCUGUCGAUUCGUGGCACUUCGUUUGAGCCUCAUCCCCUGGAGGGUGGCAGUGCUAAAACCGAGCAAGCCCCAGCUGGUGAUUAUAAAUCUAAGCAUGUGGAAUUCAUAAACCAGGAGUUGAGUAAAUCCGACAGACCGGAUUUAACGUCAGCCAAAGUCGUCGUCUCCGGUGGACGGGGAUUGAAGUCUGGGGAGAACUUCAAAUUACUUUAUACACUUGCUGAUAAAUUGAAUGCUGCUGUCGGUGCAUCUCGUGCUGCUGUUGAUGCAGGAUAUGUCCCUAAUGAUCUCCAGGUUGGACAGACAGGAAAAAUAGUCGCACCUGAAUUAUAUAUCGCUGUUGGAAUUUCUGGAGCUAUUCAGCAUCUCGCAGGAAUGAAAGAUUCUAAAACAAUUGUUGCUAUAAACAAAGAUCCAGAGGCACCAAUUUUCCAAGUAGCUGAUUACGGUCUAGUGGCGGACCUCUUCAAAGCUGUCCCUGAGCUCAAUGAAAAACUAUAACAAUCUCCACCCGUCGAUCUUCCCUCAAAACUGCAAAAUAUUGAAAAAUAAAAAAUAACACGAUUUUUAUUCCUUGCUAUCGUAAACUGAA
Fopius arisanus is the source of this 730-nucleotide messenger RNA. It is a transcript of the gene wal, whose product is annotated as electron transfer flavoprotein subunit alpha wal. Gene Ontology annotation, molecular function: electron transfer activity; flavin adenine dinucleotide binding. The transcript has 2 exons. The annotation marks the transcript as partial. Gene Ontology annotation, cellular component: mitochondrion. Lineage: Eukaryota; Metazoa; Arthropoda; Insecta; Hymenoptera; Braconidae. Gene Ontology annotation, biological process: fatty acid beta-oxidation using acyl-CoA dehydrogenase. The record is from RefSeq and is a predicted model, not a curated record.